AUGGAGAUCAAGAACCCACGGCGCAUCCUAGCUGUAGGGCCGCCAGACUCGGGCGUGCUCAAGGUGCUCAAAACGCUCACAGGUUCCGCACCUGAGCCUACCGCAGAGACAGUCGCCGGUCUCACUCACGAGUGGCGUAUCGAAACCAAAUACUAUACUGCCACCGUUCCGAUCUGGAUUGACGAGAUUUCCAACGUCACCGAUUGGCAAGCAGAGUUCACUAAACCUGAAGCGCGCGAAGUGGUCACAGCGUUGGGAGCAUGGAUGUAUUGUUUUAAAAAGCCCGUGGAGGAGAAAGAUGUGGAUACGAUCAAAGAGACAAUGCAAGCUGUUGCCAAAGUGAUCGAACGCGCGUGCGGCUUUGGAGGUGACAUGGUAUGUCUUGCUGUUGCCAUGCCGCAGUCCACAACACCGUACCUGGAGAAGAGCGGCGAGGAAUGGGAAGAGACAUGUAUGGAAUAUGGGUUCGAAUACGUCGACUUUGAGGCUAAAGGGAAGAAUGAGUUUGGCGAGGCGAUGGGUGUGCAACGUGUAAAAGAAGCCUUGGAGGCUUGCGAGUGGGAGGGUGUUGAUGCACUAGACUUCGGUGAUGAGGAAGAAGGGUUCGAAGGCAGCUUUGCGGCAGAAGAGGCGGAGAUGAACAUGGAGCUGUUUGGGAUGAAGGAUGCAUUGCAUGGACUUGACAACGGAGAUGGAGGAGACGAAGCGGGGGAGGACGACGUUGAGGAGUUGGAGGCGAUGAUGCGGAAGAUGGUCGCUAUCAAAGAAAUGGGUGAAGGCAUGGAAGAGGCAGAACGGAAACGUUUUGCGGCAAAAGCGAUCAAUGACCUGAUGAAAGAUCUCUAG
Dothidotthia symphoricarpi CBS 119687 is the source of this 846-nucleotide messenger RNA. RefSeq lists its product as uncharacterized. Bases 1 to 846 code for a protein of 281 amino acids. Gene Ontology annotation, biological process: vesicle-mediated transport. The transcript has 3 exons. NCBI's taxonomy places the organism in Eukaryota, Fungi, Ascomycota, Dothideomycetes, Pleosporales, Dothidotthiaceae. The record is from RefSeq and is a predicted model, not a curated record. Gene Ontology annotation, molecular function: protein-macromolecule adaptor activity.